Molecule: messenger RNA, 744 nt
Organism: Lodderomyces oxycetoniae
Lineage: Eukaryota; Fungi; Ascomycota; Pichiomycetes; Serinales; Debaryomycetaceae
Exons: 1
Coding region: 1-744 (247 amino acids)
Biological process (GO): double-strand break repair via homologous recombination
Cellular component (GO): nucleus; Smc5-Smc6 complex
Molecular function (GO): ubiquitin-protein transferase activity
Source: RefSeq, a predicted model, not a curated record
AUGCUCAGUGAGAUCCAUAGAGUUCUACUAACGUACCUAAGAUCUGUAAAAUCUAUAAGCUUACCAAGUUUACUCGACGCGUUUAGGUUAAUAUGUCAAAGGCUAGAUAAUGGAGUAUCGGAAAAAGCUAUAAUUCCCAAUCGAGAUAUAUUAGAAGAGUAUAUUCGAGAUAUCAAUGCAGAAAUAACCAAACAAGGGUUCAAGAUUGACCGCAAAAAUGACGAGUUGAACGGUACUUUGUAUUUUGUGUUUACAAAUACUGUUUGUGACGAGAUUAUCAAGAAUAGUACAACUUACACCGUGCCCGAGUUGGUCACUAUCAAGAUGAUUAUUGAAGAAAUUGUCGAAUCUCCAGAUUAUGCGUUUUCCAAUCUGAGAAUAAGGGCACAACAAACAGUUUCCGGGUGUCUCAACAAGUCGCUUAAGGAAUCAAGCACUUUUGUAGAUAAGUUGAUCGACGACGGCUGGUUUGAUGCAACUUUGGACGAUAAAUUGGUUUUAUCGAUUAAGAGUUUAUGCGAAUUGAAACAGUACUUAAUUGAGACGUAUGGUAGCUCCGAUCUGGAAGAAGGUAAGUUGUUAAUAUGCCCCCAAUGCAAAGAGUUGGUUACUUUGGGGUUCUGCACUGCUCAAGGAGAGGGAUUCCAUAGAAAAUGCUAUGAUAUUUAUUGCCGGAACAAUGGAUUAGAAAAAGUACAAGAAAACCAAUUGUCCAGAGUAGGACCCGAUCCAACAACCUUAUAA